AUGACAAAUAUUCAUAUAAUACCAGGCGAACUUACUACAACAGGUACUAUUGAACCAGAACUUCAUUAUGGAAGUGGACAAAGUAGUAGUAUCAUGACAAGUUUCUCUGCAGCAAUUACUUCAGUUUAUCAAACUGUUUUUGAUACAAAGACAAAAAUCGCCAAACUUUCAUAUUUAGAUUUAGAACAACCUAAAACAUUUCAAAAAUUACUAAAAGAUGUUACAUUUCAUCUUUUUAUUGUUAAAAUAAAAAAUUUAUCUAUUUUUGUUAGUUCUCUUGGUAAAAUUACAUGUUCAAAUCAUAAUGUAGUUGGUCACAAUUAUACAUCAUCAUUUUUUUAUAAAUACAAAACCAAGCAAUUAGUUUUUUUUCAAAAUGCUAAUAAAGACAAUUCAUAUUCUAUUGUAAUUUAUCAAAGUAGUGAAAUUAUUGCCGAAUAUAAGGAUAGCUCCCCAAAUAAUGUUUAG
Dentiscutata heterogama is the source of this 468-nucleotide messenger RNA. The record is from the annotation of a GenBank genome assembly. Lineage: Eukaryota; Fungi; Glomeromycota; Glomeromycetes; Diversisporales; Gigasporaceae.